This is a messenger RNA of Salvia splendens (bonfire salvia), 2637 nucleotides long. RefSeq names its product G-type lectin S-receptor-like serine/threonine-protein kinase At4g27290. The record is from RefSeq and is a predicted model, not a curated record. Gene Ontology annotation, cellular component: plasma membrane. Lineage: Eukaryota; Viridiplantae; Streptophyta; Magnoliopsida; Lamiales; Lamiaceae. Gene Ontology annotation, biological process: recognition of pollen; protein phosphorylation. Gene Ontology annotation, molecular function: ATP binding; protein serine/threonine kinase activity. The transcript has 6 exons. Bases 76 to 2502 code for a protein of 808 amino acids.
UGUGACUAUCUUUCAGAAUAAGAGAAAUGAAAAAAAAUAGAUAGGAGUGAAAAAAACAACAGCAAGGAGCCAAGCAUGAUUGAGCAUCGUGAUAAAUUCGCCUCUUUACUAAUCUCCUCUCUCAUAAUCCAUACAAUUUAUGCUGCAACUCAUUCUUUCGGCAUCAGAGAUGGAGAAACACUUGUUUCCUCCGGCGGCAUGUUCGCACUCGGAUUCUUCAGCCUCGGCAGCUCCACAAAUCGAUACCUUGGCAUAUAUUACAACAACAUUAAACCCAACACAUACGUCUGGGUCGCCAACAGAGAAGCCCCGUUGCCGACAAAAUCCGGCUCGUUAACAGUGACGGAGUCAGGAAUUUUACUGCUUCGAAAUGAAACAAACGGCACCGUUUGGUCGUCGUCAUCCUCUACAACGAGGAAAGUGAAAACUCCAUCUGUAGAGUUAUUAGACUCGGGGAAUCUGGUGGUGAAAGAUGUCGACAACGACGUACCUGAUACAGCUUUCCUGUGGCAAAGCUUUGAUCAUCCCACCGACACGUAUCUGCCUGGGAUGAUCAGCUUAGGGUGGGAUCUCGACAAGCGUGUCGAGACCUACUUGUCGUCGUGGCGGGCCCAUGACGACCCGGGUCCAGGUGAGUUCACUGCCCAUCUGGACCCGACUGGCUAUCCGCAGAUAGUAGUGAGGAGGGGUAAAACUGUCAAGUUCAGGCUAGGGCCGUGGAACGGGGUCCGUUUCAGCGGCUCCCCCGGGACGAGGAACAAUCCGACGUUGAGGAUGAACAGGGACGAGGUCAAGUACGGAGAAGACAACGUGGAAAAGUCGGUCAUCGCUCGUCUCACGCUGAGCCUGGACGGCGUAGGGGUGCGGUGGAUAUGGAGCGACGAGAUCAAGACGUGGACGACGCAUAAUCUGGAGGCAGAUGCGUGCGACACGUACAACGCGUGUGGCGCGUACGGCGUGUGCACAGCUGGAGACUCUCCCAUGUGCCGGUGUAUGCAUAGGUUUGUUCAUAGGGAUGAAGGGAAUUUGUCGGUAGGGUGCGUGGCGAGGACUGCGUUGGCGUGUCGGGGAGAUGUGUUCUUGAAGUACUCCGGAAUUAAGCUUCCGGACGCGCGGAACACCACAUUUGAUGAGCGGAAAAUGCUGCCAGCGGAUUGCGAGACCGAGUGCUUGAAAAAGUGCUCGUGCACGGCGUACAAGCAGUUGGAUAUUCGGGAGGAGACGAGUGGGUGUUUGUUUUACUAUGGGGAGUUGCUUGAUGUCAGGACUAUGCCUGUUGGUGGAGAUGAGCUCUACAUCAGAAUUGCUUCUGCUGACUUAGGAAAAGAUGCACAUCCUAAACAGGUGAAACUCAUAGCCAGUCUUGCAUCGAUGGCGGUGGCUGCGGUUCUUCUCUGCCUUGGCCUAAUUUUCUUGUGUGGUUGGAAGAGAAAGAAGGAUGCAAAUCCUUAUAAUGAAGGGAAAUUUAGUGGAAGCUUAGGCCAUGAUGCAGAUCUUCCAUUCUUCAACUUAUCAUUAAUCUUGAAAGCUACAGACAACUUUUCAACAGACAACAAGCUUGGGGAAGGUGGAUUCGGACCUGUUUACAAGGGUGUUCUUGAAAACGGACAGGAAAUUGCAGUGAAGCGCUUGUCCAAAACCUCGAAACAGGGAGUGGAUGAGUUGAAGAACGAAGUGAUCUUGAUAGCUAAACUUCAGCAUCGGAAUUUGGUGAGGAUGUUAGGAUGUUGCGCGGAGGGAGAAGAGAGCAUGUUGAUCUAUGAAUACAUGCCUAACAAUAGUCUUGAUUUUAUCUUAUUUGAUGAAACAAAAAGCAUGUCUCUUGAUUGGAGAAAAAGAUUCAAUAUCAUAACUGGAAUUGCCAAGGGACUACUAUAUCUUCAUCAGGAUUCGAGGCUGAGAAUCAUCCAUCGCGACCUCAAAGCCAGCAACAUACUGCUGGAUACCGAGAUGAACCCCAAGAUAUCCGACUUUGGGCUGGCCAGGAGUUUCGGAGGGAACGAGACUCAAGCUCAGACACGUAGAGUUGUUGGAACAUAUGGAUACAUGUCACCGGAAUAUGCAAUAGACGGGAUGUUCUCAAUCAAAUCCGACGUGUUCAGCUUCGGUGUUCUGGUGCUAGAAAUUGUGAGUGGAAAAAGAAACAGAGGAUUCUGCCACGAACAAAACCAAAACAGCCUAAACCUUCUGGGAUAUGCGUGGACUCUAUCCAAAGAAGGAAGGUCAUGCGAUCUAGUGGAUCCGUGUCUAGGAGGUUUGUUCGACUUGUCCGAAGCCCUACGAUCCAUCCAAGUAGGGCUAUUGUGCGUCCAGACAUGCCAGGAAGAUAGGCCAAGCAUGUCGGAGGUGGUUUUCAUGCUUGUUAACCAGGUUGAAUUGCCUGUGCCCAAACAACCAGGUUUCUUCGCCGGGAGAGAUGUGGGGGCUGGCCGGAGUUACAGUAGCUCGAACGCCACUACUUCCGACAAUCAAGUCACCAUUACCUGGAGUCAGGGUAGAUAAGAAGGGAACUGCACUAGAGUGAAGACUCAAGAGUGUGUUUAGAAAGAUCAUGUUUUUUGUUCUCUUAGACAUGUAAAUGUUAUUAAACAGUCAUUACAAGAAUAAUGUAAAUGGAAAAAUCCAGUUUUAUCUUUA